CUUCGGCUUUUGUUUAAAUACAAUUGGUUACGCUCAAUAUUUCCGGAGUUAUUUUUUUUUUUACUUUUUGCAGAUCAAUGCUGACCUAAAUUAUACCAGAUGCAUAAAAAUGGAGAAAAUUGGCGUCAUCGCGGUGACUAGCUUAUUGAUGAGCGCCAUAACGAUUCAGUUUGUUGUGGUCUACACCGUGACGAAUUUCUUCAUUGAAAAAGAAUGCAAUUGGUGGAUAAUGUUAAUAUACAACUCGUACUACGUGGCCUACAGUCUCGGUCUGCUGGUGCUGCUGCAGUGGGGCUUCGUUGCUUUAGCUGUUCACGGCGCCUCGGCUUCGGUCAACCAGCACCUAGAGCGACUGCACCACGGUGAAUAUUUUUCUUUAGUCGGUAGUGGGGCUUCAUCGGUUCAGCUGUGCACGGGGCCGUAGCUACAGUCAACCAGCACCUACUGCGACUGUACCACGGUGACUAUUUUUCUAUAGUCGGUAGUGGGGCUUCAUCGGUUCAGCUGUGCACGGGGCCGUAGCUACAGUCAACCAGCACCUACUGCGACUGCACCACGGUGACUAUUUUUCUAAAGUCUGCAGUGGAACUUCGUCGGUUCAGCUGUGCUGUUUUAGAUUUAAUUACGUAUUGAACUAGUGGACCAUACUAGUAGU
Molecule: messenger RNA, 655 nt
Organism: Cydia pomonella (codling moth)
Lineage: Eukaryota; Metazoa; Arthropoda; Insecta; Lepidoptera; Tortricidae
Exons: 2
Coding region: 110-424 (104 amino acids)
Source: RefSeq, a predicted model, not a curated record